GCGUGGUUCGCGUAGUCUUGUACUUGAUCCUGCAAAACACACACGUCCUACUCUCACCACUCCCUCCAUUGUACCUGUUUUGGCGAUCCGCGACGGGAAAGAUUUCGAUUCCGCAGACCAGCAGACCAGGCCAGGAACCAAUCCCCCCCCGGCUCGUCAGUGAUCUCAUCCCGCGACCCGCGACAACGCACUCGUCGAGAUCCUUGUGUGUCGCAACGACCGCUGAGCAUCCGAAAGAUCUUGCGUGUGGGAGGAAACAGAAUCAAUCUUUCACGACCGGGAAACGAAGUCGAAGCUGCGCGCCUGCUGUUGCAUAAACCUCUCGGUAUCCCGCCCGCGGAGACUUUUGCCCCACGUACUACUAGUUCUACCGGUUCAAACCUCUGUGCUUGCCGUCCUCCGACCGCCCAACCACCACGACAUCAACCCGAACACACCUCAGCAUCACGCAUAACUACCUCUCCGGUCUUCACGCAUCUACACCGCCACCAUGGCCGAAUUCGUGCGUGCGCAGAUCUUCGGCACGACCUUUGAGAUCACGAGCCGAUACACCGAUCUUCAACCCGUCGGCAUGGGCGCCUUCGGGCUGGUAUGCUCGGCAAAAGAUCAGCUCACCGGCCAGGCCGUUGCCGUGAAGAAGAUCAUGAAGCCCUUCAGCACACCGGUUCUCUCCAAGCGAACCUACCGUGAGCUGAAGCUUCUCAAGCAUCUCAAGCACGAGAACGUGAUCAGCCUCAGCGACAUCUUCAUUUCGCCUCUGGAAGACAUCUAUUUUGUGACCGAAUUGCUCGGCACCGAUCUCCACCGCCUCCUCACGUCGAGACCGCUCGAGAAGCAGUUUAUCCAGUACUUUCUGUACCAAAUCCUCCGCGGCCUGAAAUACGUCCACUCCGCCGGUGUCGUUCACCGUGACCUCAAGCCCUCCAACAUCCUGGUGAACGAGAACUGCGACUUGAAGAUUUGUGACUUUGGUCUGGCCCGUAUUCAGGAUCCACAAAUGACGGGAUAUGUCUCGACGAGAUACUACCGAGCUCCUGAGAUCAUGCUCACGUGGCAAAAGUACGAUGUAGAAGUGGAUAUCUGGAGUGCGGGAUGCAUCUUUGCGGAAAUGCUCGAGGGCAAGCCCCUGUUUCCAGGAAAGGAUCACGUCAACCAGUUCUCGAUCAUCACGGAUUUGUUGGGGACACCACCAGAUGAUGUUAUCAGCACCAUCUGCAGCGAGAAUACCCUCAGAUUCGUGCAGUCGCUUCCCAAGCGUGAACGCCAGCCGCUCAAGAACAAGUUCAAGAACGCCGACCCACAAGCGAUCGAGCUCCUCGAGCGUAUGCUUGUCUUCGACCCACGGAAACGCGUCAAGGCUGGCGAGGCUCUGGCCGACCCAUACCUCUCACCAUACCACGACCCUACUGACGAGCCAGAGGCGGAAGAGAAGUUUGAUUGGUCGUUCAACGACGCAGAUCUGCCCGUGGACACCUGGAAGAUCAUGAUGUACUCCGAAAUCCUCGACUACCAUAACGUGGACUCUGCGAACAACGGAGAGGGCCAGGAGAACGGCGGCGCAUAA
Messenger RNA from Zymoseptoria tritici IPO323, 1564 nucleotides. RefSeq names its product MAP kinase (gene MgHog1). The coding region runs from base 491 to 1564 and encodes 357 amino acids. Gene Ontology annotation, cellular component: nucleus; cytoplasm. The record is from RefSeq and is a predicted model, not a curated record. NCBI's taxonomy places the organism in Eukaryota, Fungi, Ascomycota, Dothideomycetes, Mycosphaerellales, Mycosphaerellaceae. The transcript has 9 exons. Gene Ontology annotation, molecular function: MAP kinase activity; ATP binding. Gene Ontology annotation, biological process: protein phosphorylation; osmosensory signaling pathway; cellular response to oxidative stress.